Plenodomus lingam JN3 is the source of this 1377-nucleotide messenger RNA. RefSeq lists its product as uncharacterized. Lineage: Eukaryota; Fungi; Ascomycota; Dothideomycetes; Pleosporales; Leptosphaeriaceae. Gene Ontology annotation, cellular component: oligosaccharyltransferase complex; endoplasmic reticulum membrane. The record is from RefSeq and is a predicted model, not a curated record.
AUGUCUCAAUGCGAGUUCAAGACUCAACAUCUACUCGUGCUUGCAGCCUCGCAACGAGCAACAUCAUUGCAACCAGUUUUGUUCGAUGGUAGUCAGUUGACCAUUGCUAACGCACCAAUUCCAGCUCGAGGCUUCACAACAACCAUUGAAUCACCAAGGAGCAAGGGCCUCUCUCUUCUCAAGCACGGCGAGCGCGCAUACGACCAUGUCGUGCUCCUUCCCGCGAAAUCGAAAGGCCUCGGCCCUGCGCUGGCCGCGAACACUCUCCUAGAGUUCAUGAAGAAGGAGGGCAACAUUCUCCUUGGUCUAUCUGACCAACAGGCCACACCCGCAGCUCUUCAUGCCCUACUGCUCGAGCUCGACAUUGUCCUUCCCUCAGACAAGCAUACCACGGUCGUGGAUCACUUCAACUACGACUCUGUUUCUGCGUCGGAGCAGCACGAUAUUCUGCUGGUGCCCUUCCCCGGCCAGCUACGUCCAGAUGUCAAGAACUACUUCGCCGGUGAUGGCCACAUUGCGGUGCCGGGCGCCGUGGGCCAGGUCCUUGGAAACGAAUCGCCCCUCAUCUCGCCCAUUCUCCGCGCACCAAGCACGGCGUACAGCUACAACCCCAAGGACGAGGCUGAGGGUGUAGAGGACCCCUUCGCCGUUGGAAGCCAGCUCAACCUCGUCUCAGCGCACCAGGCAAACAAUGGGGCGUGCUUGACUGUCGUUGGCUCGGCUGGAAUGCUGCAGAACAAGUGGUUCGCCGAGAAGGCCAAGUUGAACGGUAAAGCCAUUACGACUGCCAAUCGCCUCUUUGCAGAGAAGCUGUCGGCCUGGACGUUCAAGGAAACCGGUGUUGUCAGCGUGGGCAAGAUUCUUCACUACCAGGAUGAGGGUGUAAGCAAGAAGAUGAACAUCAGCCACGCUAUUCCCGAGAACAACCCUGGCAUCUACCGCGUAAAGUCGGAUGUUCACUACCAAGUUGAGAUCUCCGAAUACGACAAAGACCACCUUGUCCCUUUUGUGCCUCCCCCAACCGACGCCCUCCAGCUCGAGUUUUCCAUGCUCUCCCCCUUCCAUCGCCUCAAUCUCUCCCCCGUUGCUCAAACCGCAAACGCUACCAUCUUCGGCGUCGGCUUCAAGACGCCCGAUCAACACGGCAUCUUCAACUUCCACCUCAAGUACCGCCGCCCCUUUGUCACCAACAUCAACGAGAAGAGACAGGUCACUGUGCGCCACUUUGCACACAACGAGUGGCCAAGGAGUUGGGAGAUUAGUGGUGCGUGGGUGUGGAUUGCAGGUAUUUGGGUUACCGUCGCCGGGUGGCUGGCGUUUGUGGUGGUGUGGUUGUACAGUGCACCGGCUCGGGGUGGGGUCAAGAAGACGCAGUAA